Molecule: messenger RNA, 396 nt
Organism: Humulus lupulus (European hop)
Lineage: Eukaryota; Viridiplantae; Streptophyta; Magnoliopsida; Rosales; Cannabaceae
Exons: 1
Coding region: 1-396 (131 amino acids)
Source: RefSeq, a predicted model, not a curated record
AUGGUUGCUUAUUUGAAUAAGGCAAAGGAUUUAUUAGCACAGUUUGAGAAGUAUACUCUCCAGCAAGUACCUCAUGAUCAGAAAUCAAAUGUUGAUGCCUUAGCCAAGUUAGUAAGCGCCAAAGAUGCUGACGCUUUGAGCAUAUUACCAGUCGAACAUUUAUUGGCACCAAGCAUUCAACCAGAAGAAUCCUCGCUAAUUAUACAAGUGUCUGACACAUGGGUGACUCCCAUCAUACAAUAUCUCGAACAAGGAUUAAUACCAGCUGAUAGGAAUAAUGCAAGGACGCUUCAAAGACAAGCGGCUCAGUUUAUUUUGAUGAUGGAGUCUUGUAUAGACGAGGAUACUCAAUGCCUUUAUUACGGUGUGUCUCUAAGGAAAAGGCUAAAGAAUUGA